Messenger RNA from Trichechus manatus latirostris (Florida manatee), 5043 nucleotides. RefSeq names its product TBCC domain containing 1 (gene TBCCD1). Gene Ontology annotation, cellular component: spindle pole centrosome. Gene Ontology annotation, biological process: maintenance of Golgi location; maintenance of centrosome location. The transcript is spliced from 7 exons. The coding region runs from base 2403 to 4076 and encodes 557 amino acids. Lineage: Eukaryota; Metazoa; Chordata; Mammalia; Sirenia; Trichechidae. The record is from RefSeq and is a predicted model, not a curated record.
GGGGGUAAGGAUGGGCCGGUGGAGCUUCACGCUGGGGUCGGGAGGCUGCCUUCCUGCCGGCCAGGCUUCGGUUCCGCUCCGGACCCUGUCAGCGGGGGUUUCCCUUCCCGGAAGCACAGCUGUCGCUCGGGGCGCUGGGGCGAAACCUCAGGGGGGCUGCCUUGGGCCUCACGCCGACCUCCCCGCCUGAAAGACCCUAAGAUGCCCCAUCGUCGCGGGGGAGCGUCUGAAGAGAGAAAGAGCCCAGCUUGUGUUUGUUUACAGAUUUGGUCCUCUCGAGUCUCGCGGGUGGAAGGGACCUUACAGGGUGCAUCUCCAGACCUGGCUCUUUGGGGACAGGAGCCCAGUACCUCACAGAGCAGCCUGUGUCCAUUUGGGGGCGCACCGAGAUCUUCCUCAUGCCACUUUCAUCGUCUGGUUUUACUCAGAACGACGCUACACCAUUACCCGUAUGCGAAAAUAGCAGUUAUUUAGCAGUCCUCGCCCUUCCUUCUGCGCGCGCACUGUCCCGUUCCUGCCCCUGGCCCUUACAUGGCCUCGGGACUAAGGCUCGUCUUUCUCGUAAUCCUCUGGGUCCACUCCUGUUUCUAGGGGUAUGCCAUAGUUGCCUUCCCUACGUACAUUUGUAGCAACACAAUUCUCAGGUCUGACAGGCCCGAAUUCUAAUCCACAUCUCUGCCAACUAAGUAUGUGACCUUGGCAAGCCCCUUCUCUGAACCCGUUACCUCAUCUGAAAAUGGGGAUAAUCGCAUGUACCUCCAGGUGGGUGUGAGGAUGAAGGGAGGUGAAGUAUGCAAAAUGUUUAGCCUGCCAUCUGGCUCGUAGUAAGCACUCCACUGAUAUCGAUUACUUUUUGAACAGACACCUCCCAAAAGAAGCACAGUUUUCUUAGACUCAAAUGCAAAAUAUAACAAUAGCAAUAAAGCAUUUUUAUCUUAUAUAAGGAAAGAUUUAUUUAAAUGAUGUUAACGCUGAGGGAUGGUCAGUGAAGAGGAUACCCGUGGUCAAACGAUGGUAUAAUUUGAUAAAAUCAUUUUGGAAAGCAAUGGGAAUGUAUGCUUCAGAAACGUCUGUUACUUCAUCUUACAAAUGCACAUAUGAAAGUUUUCCCUGGGAAAUAAUUCAUAUGCAGGAAAUAUGCAGAAAGAUGGUAAUAAUAGCAUUAUUUAUAAUAAAGAAAAUUUUAAACUUUUUAUUGCAGAAAUUUGAACACACAGAAGUAGAAUAGGUAAAUGAGCCCUCACAUACCCAUCCCUCAGCUUCAGAAAUUAUCAGUAAUUUGCCUAUUUUGUUUCUGUGAAAAAUUUCAAACCUACGAAGUGUCUAAAAAUGGGGACCGAUUUAAUAAACUAGGGUACAUUUAUUUAGAAUGCUAUGAAGCCUUGAUGAUGCUGUGAUACAGAAUUGUAUAUAUGGUAUUAUCACAACUAUGAAAAUGUAGAAGCAAACUAACAUCCAAUUAUAAGUAGAAAAAAGAAAGUACUACAGAAUAUUCACUAGUUGUCCUUUGGUGGUGGGACUGUGGAUAUCUCCACUUUUUAAAAUAAAAUACUAAAAAUCAUGCAUUAUUGUUACAACAGAGAAACAACAAACAAAAUCUAAAAGUAUAGCACUUGAACUAAGCAAAUAGUUACAGAGAGUAAAGAUGUUUUCACUUCCUUUGAUCUAUUUUUGCAGGCUAGGUUUAUCUAAACAUCAAUCGCAGAUGCAUUUCAGUUCAGUUUUGGCACUCACUGCAGUAUCAGUUCUUCUGACCCUAACCACGUGGAGUUAGGUCAGAUUUCACAGGUUAAGGGAACAGUCCUCCAGACUGCCAAGUCAGCCCAAGACUUCAGGUACCAGCCACAAGUUCAGGGGUUUCCAGGCCACCUGAACUUCUGACCAACUGACUACAAAUUCUUCGGUUCCCACUACCCUCUCAGAUUUCAUAAUUACGGUCAGCUAACAUCUCCAAAUCUUUAACCAGCUGCCCUCUAUAUGUAAAUGAUUUAACUUUGUGAAUGUUCCCCUCAGGUUAGAGCAAGAUUUCCUGUGAUGGGAUAAAUCUUUUUCCCAGUCCUUCUUUUCUACCUGCCUUGAUAGCCGGGACCCAGUUCAUACCUCACGUUUAUUCCGUCUUUCUAAAACUGCCAUUUCUAAGAAUACAAGUAAGAUAAUUUUCUCUCACCACACAAUUUUUCUUGCUCAAAUAGUUUGUAAUGAGUUCUGGUGAAAAAACUCCUCUGCUCCUGAUUUACAAACUUGUGCUGCUUUUCAGACUGAUGUAGUGCAUUUAAAAAGUUAAAGGAAUGCUUAUCUUCCAAGGAAAUACAUAAAUGAGUUUUGUUUCAAAUCAGUUGUGAAGAAACUUGUUUCCUAGGUAUGCAAAGAAGCCUUUUCACACAGAUGUCCAUAGAGAUAAUAUGGAUCAGUCCGGAGUUCUCCUCUGGGUGAAAGCAGAACCCUUUAUAGUGGGCGCCUUGCAGACACCCCCGCCGUCCAAGUUCAGCCUUCAUUAUCUCAGGAAGAUAUCCGCCUAUGUGCGAACCCGGGCCACAGAGGGAGCUUACCCACGCCUCUACUGGUCUACAUGGAGGCACAUUGCAUGUGGGAAGCUGCAGUUGGCUAAGGAACUGGCGUGGCUUUACUUUGAAGUGUUUGAUAGUCUUGUGGUGAGGACACCGGAGGAGCGCCUGGAGUGGUCUGAGGUUAUAUCCAACUGCACGUCUGAGGAUGAAGUUGAAAAGCAGAGAAAUCAGCUUUCCGUGGACACCCUGCAGUUUUUGCUCUUCUUAUACACGCAGCAGUUAAACAAGGUCUCGCUGAGGACGUCUUUGAUUGGGGAGGAGUGGCCUAGUCCCAGAAACCGAUGUCAGUCUCCUCACGUGACUGAAAAACCCACUUGUCAUGAUAAGAACUGGAAUGAUUACAGCCACCAAGCUUUCGUCUGUGACCACCUGUCAGACCUCCUUGAGCUGCUUUUAGAGCCGGAACAACUCACCACCACCUUCCAUUCCACCCACAGCAGCCUCGUCUCUCGAGAAGCUGUUGUGGCACUCAGCUUUCUCAUUGAAGGUACAGUGAGCAGAGCUACAAAGGUAUAUCCAUUUCAUGAGCUUGCAUUGUCGCAGCCAUUGCACGCAGAAAGCGGCUUCUCGAAGAUCUCCAAGACCUUCUCUUUCUACAAGCUGGAAGCCUGGUUGAGAGCCCAUUUAACUGGGAAUCCAUUCGGUACAUCUGCUUGUCUCAAGUCUGGAAAGAAAUUGGCUUGGGCUCACCAAGUUGAAGGGACAACCAAAAGAGCUAAGAUUGCUUGUAAUACUCAUGUGGCCCCUAGGAUGCACCGCAUGGUGGUGAUGAGUCAGGUUUACAAGCAGACGCUGGCCAAGAGCUCAGAUACUCUUGUGGGCGCGCACGUAAAGAUCCAUCGGUGCAACGAAGCUUUCAUCUACCUGCUCUCUCCCUUACGAUCUGUGACAAUCGAGAAGUGCAGGAAUAGCACCUUUGUCCUGGGCCCUGUACAGACUGCUCUUCACCUCCACGGCUGUGACAACGUUAAAGUCAUUGCUGUCUGCCAUCGUUUGUCCAUCUCUUCCACAACAGGUUGCGUCUUUCACAUUCUGACGCCUACGCGCCCACUCAUUUUCUCUGGCAACCAGACAGUAACUUUUGCCCCUUUUCAUACCCAUUACCCAAUGCUGGAGGACCAUAUGGCCAGGACCGGCCUUGCUACAGUGCCUAACUACUGGGAUAAUCCGAUGGUUGUGUGCAGAGAGAGCAGCGACACGAGUGUCUUCCGGCUCUUACCACCUUGUGAAUUCUAUGUAUUUAUUAUUCCCUUUGAAAUGGAAGGGGACACAACAGAGAUACCUGGGGGUCUUCCGUCUGUAUACCAGAAAGCACUGGCUCAAAGAGAGCAGAAGAUACAGAUCUGGCAGAAAACUGUGAAGGAGGCUCGUUUGACAAAGGAUCAAAGGAAGCAGUUCCAGGUGCUCGUGGAGAACAAGUUUUAUGAAUGGCUGAUUAACACGGGGCAUCGCCAACAGCUGGACAGCCUCGUGCUCCCUGCAGCGGGCUCCAAACAGGCAGCAGGAUAGGACUCCUGAAUCGAAGCCCAGGGACUUUGGAAACACGAGGACGAAUAGGAGAUGGUACCCAUCUUGAAACUAAAUUGGGAAGAGAUGUUGUUUCUUGCUGCAUAGAGACUUUGGGGCUUUUUUCCCUCUUUUUUUCUUUCCUUGGUUUCUGUUCUGCACUCGUUUAUUACUGCUUAGGCUGAAUUGUAGCUGAAUUUCUGACUGUCACAUAAACAUGUUGUUUACAGAUCAUCAGAAGACUCAUCCUGUAAACCCAAAGUGAAGACAUCGGUGAAGGCAGUCCCUUUAUAUGUAUGUUAAUAUUAAAGUGAUUGAAUGUAGAUUUGCAAGUGUACUUCACAUUUUGAUGUGUAUGAAGGGUUUCAUCCUUUCUAUACGUACGUAAGAGUUUUACAGUUUUUUGUAACUAUUUAAAAGAUAAUUGCACUCCUUGUAAAAAAAUAAUUGGAAUGAAAAUAUGAUCUGUUGGUGUAUAAAUAUAGCAGAAAUAGUUUUAUAUGAAGAUAUUUUCGCCAUUAAAGUGUGAAAUGUAAUGAAAUUGUGUAAGAAGAAUCUAUUUUUUAUUUUCUGCUUCAGAUUUUCAGUACUCUAAAAAGUUAUUUUCUCCUUUUGAUAAAAAGGUAAAGCUUUACUUUUCAUUUUAGAAAAGGUUUCCAACAUCAUUCUUGAAGUUAUAUCAAAAUAAAGUUUACAUUUUGUUGGGAAAGCUCUCUCUGUUAAUAAUGUAAAGGAAAACAAUUAUCAAAGUAGUGAAUGAAUCUGAUUGCUGAUAAACAUUGCUUCAUAUGCUCACUGACCAUUUACUUAGUCAUUAUGUCAAAAAAGACUUGAUCUUUUAUUUCUGCAGUGAAAAUUAACCUUCAAAAUGUGUUUGUUAAUUCUAAUUCAGGUUUUCUUAGUUUUUAUUUUAAGAUGAAAUUCAAGCAAGCAGAGCAUUACCAAAUAAAGAAACACUGGAGUAAUGGAA